Messenger RNA from Salmo salar (Atlantic salmon), 3900 nucleotides. RefSeq lists its product as uncharacterized. NCBI's taxonomy places the organism in Eukaryota, Metazoa, Chordata, Actinopteri, Salmoniformes, Salmonidae. The record is from RefSeq and is a predicted model, not a curated record.
GAGUGCAAAAAUCCGUGACCCGGAAGUACAUCGUUAGCUGCUGGAAACAUGUUAGGUACUUGUUAGUUUUUUCAAGUUUAGUCGGGCUUCUGCUUAGCUAACCAUUUUUAUUGGGUCCACGCUAAGCUCAGCUUUCAGCCAGCUGUAGACGUGGAAAGAUGCGGGGCAUGGACAUCCUGGAGAACUUUGAGAUCUACAUCCCCAAAGAGGCAGAGGUGAAAAUCACCUCUAUUCAGACUCUGCCAACCUCCAUCUUGAGAAGGAUGGGGGUGCCCUGCUCUCGGGGUGGCAGUGCAAAGACAGGGUCCUCGCCUUCGGCCACGUGGAUCUCGCCAGUGGUCAUCCGAGAGAGAGGCUGUUCAUCGGCCAGCCCCACAGUGGACACAGCCAAGAUGAACCUGACCUCACUGGUGACCACAGAACCCAAGGCAGUCCAGGGUCCCUUCUUGAUGCCAUUCGUCUCCUCCAGCAGCAUGGCCUUCAAUGUCCUCAGGGAGUUCUUGCCCUCCAGACAGAACUUCCAGCAGGGUAUUGCCCCCGUCCCCCAUGGCCUGCCCCCUGUCCCCCACCAGGAUGCCAUCAUCAUCCACAAGGGGAGGAUCUUCCUGUCACUCAAGAAAGCAAAGACUGGCAGAGGAAAGAGGCAGCACAGCCCUGACCUGAAUAACUCGUUGUCUUCCAAGGCCCCUCAGAUCACACAGCGAAAACUGAUCUUCCUCUCACCUGCCAGGAAGAGCCAGAAGAAGUCCUGCCCCGCAUCUCCAAAGCCGUCUCCUAAAAAGCCCCAGGGGAAGUGGGCAUUGCUGCAGGGGUUCGGCCUGACCCACCAAGUCCAGGUGAAGUUGUCCAGAAUCCCCCAGGGGGACAUUGAGCCACAACAGACUGCCGAACAGGGUCACUCAGCGGAAGAGGAUCAUAACACAGAGCAAGAUCAAGUCAUACGGAAGUUAUUGAACGCCAACAGGUUGUUGAAGGAGACACCUGGCAGAUGUCCUGAACAGGAGAUGGAGUUGGUGACUCAAGAGGAAGACAAGCCUUUGAAUGAGGAGACCCAAGAAUCAUUACCAAAGACAGCAAAUCGUCACCCUUGCUCAAACGAAGGCUUUCAGGGCAGAGAUGGGAUUACCAGUGAGACAGAUGAUGAUGCUCAGGAGGAGGAGGAGCCUGAGGAAGAGGGAUGUCACAAUUUGGGUAGUGUCAAACAACGACGAGUUGAGGACAAAGGUAAGAGUGGGGCAGAGGGCCAAGCCACCAAUGGGGAUGAGUCUGAGGUGGAAGAUCUCUCUGUUACGGCUGUUGCUUUGAGUGACAGCUCACCUCCACCAGAGGCCCUGAAUGCAGACCAAAGCAGUGAUACGGUUAUGCAAGUUGACUUCAUGGGGGACAGUGUUCAGAGUUGGACGGCGGAGUGCCCAAUCAUACCCGCUCUAGCCCCCACCCCCAAACAGCACCAUGGUUUUGACUUUGAGCAUUCGGCCCGUGAGGAGAGGAUCAACCGUAUCAGGGCCAAACUGAGAGAGAGAGAGGCUGCCCUCAACAACCUGCGCUCUCCAAGUUGACUGUCUCCAAAGUGGGAAACAAUUAUUUCUAAGGGCCCUCACAGAUGUUGAAUGCCAUGAACGAUUAUUCCACACACUUUCAUUUCUAAGCGCUGCUAGAACAUCCAUUCUGUAACUGGUAAAGUAUUAUUAUUAUUAGACAUUUUUUUCGAACCCAUAAACUUCUCCACUCCUUAUCUUCCAAGACCUGUGAUCCAUCAUCUUAUGAUGGGCAAAAAUAUUUUACGUUAGAAGUAACUCAAAUCUAAAUUAUAUAAUUUUAUUCGAAAAUUCAGAAGGACUUUUUACUUUUCGUUUGAUUAUAUCUGAUGUGAAAGCAGCGUUUGUUUGAUCAAGCUUGCCCAGCUAUCAAAUUUGAAGAUUAGUUAUUAGAGUUGCAGUUAUUCUUUUAGGGCCCAAUUCAGACUUUUUUAUACACGUUUUGAUUUACGCACUUCUCCGUUGCUGGUAUUCAGAAUUGAAGGGCUUUGCAGGUGUGGCUCCCUUGCACUCACUGAAUAAAUAUAAUUAAAAUACUGAAAACCCUCCCACUUGCUGGCCAACAGAUUUUCUUGUUGAGGAUUCAUUUAAAUACGGUGUACCCUUUUAAAGCUACAAUAUGUAAAUUUUUGGGGCGACCAGACCAAAUUCACAUAGAAAUGUGUUUUAUAGAUCUGUCAUUCUCAUUGAAAGUAGUUCUAAGAAGCAGUUCUAUGUGUGCCAUUUCUAUGCUUCCUGUUCGUAAGUUUAGAUUUUGCGUCUUUCGGUUUUGUACACCAGAUUCAAACAGCUGACAGCUGGUUUAGAUGGUACAAUGAUUCUCUACACCAAACAUUGCUUGUUUUGUCACAAUCUGAAAUAAGGCAAACUUUGAAUUUUAGCAACCAGAAAAUGGCAGAGAGGUUUCUAAAUAUUGCACCUUUAAUUCAAAUUUUCUCGACAUACUCAUUAGAAUAUAUUGAGAGGACGAGUUCAGAAUAUGAAUCAAUGAAAGACACAAAUACUGCGUUGUCUUGGCUGUGUGCUUAGGGUUGUUGUGCUGUUGGAAGGGGAAGGGGUCUGAACAUUCCGAAUGCAAUGUAUAUUGCAUUCAGGGCCUAUUGCUAGUGACCCACUGGAUCAACCACACUUAUGUGACAGAGGAAAGACAUGGUAAACUAACCAUGUAAUGGAAGGAUGCAAAAUGUAGGCUACAAAUUUAAAGAGAACUAACUAAAGUGAUAGUUAUUUAUGUGGGUAUUACUGACGGUGGCUAAUAUUUAAUCCAAUAGAAAUUGUCAAAACAAACUGAAAAGUCAGGGCAUAUAAUUGAAACAUUCUCGAGUGCAUAAAUCAUCUCGGUAGGUUCGGAAUUACUGUCAGUGUGCACAGGUUACCAUAGGCUACAGCCUCGGCUUGGAUCUCCAAAUUUCAGCCCCUCAAAUGAUGAAGCCAUAGGCCUACAAUUACAAUUCUGAAUAACAUCACUGCUGUUUAUACUUCAUUGUGGAAAUACCUGACAAGUUGACAUGCUUUUCAGUUUGCUGAAAUAUGACUGGUUUCACAUUUUGUAUCCAGUGAUCAUAAGGUAAAAUGUAUCUAAAGCAAUUAAAUAAUAUUUACAAUCCCCCUUAUCCAAAUGGAUUACUCAUUUACCUAGCUCUUAUCAAUGUAUAAAUGACCGCGCAUGGAGAUUGGUGUUAUUUUUAUCGGGGGGGGAAUGAUUAGCUUUUCCACUUGGAACUGACAGGUUGCUCGACCAUCACAGUUUCCUCGUGAGUAACGGUGGUGGAUUUAUGAGAGAAUUCAGUCAAGUUCAGAACACAGCGUACCUGUAAGACACACCUCCACCACACCUUCAUUUCUUUGAUCGCCACAUUAAAUGCUUACCUUAGCUGGCACUGGCAUUUCCCCUAGCACAAGUUCAAGGUCAGAAUACGCAUAGAGAGAAGUGCCUAAAAACAGAAUAAAGUUCCAUUCAUGCGUGUGUAACUCUGGUCUGAAUUCUCCCUUUAGAGAAACAAUUAGUCACAUUUUUUUUCUUCAAAUUUUGAAUCUUGUGUUAAAAGUUCAAGUUGUAUCCUAUUCUCCCUCCAAUUGGAACAGUAUUUAUACUGAGGGUUGAAUAUUGUUUUGUUUUCAAGAUGUUUGUUAGAUGAUACUACAUAAGUUAUUACUAGAUGUUGAAAAUGAGUUUCUCUCAAGUUGUUACAUUUAUAAGUGGAGGAAUUUUUCAGGAAGCACAACACCCAGGUCGCCACCUGUGGCAGCAAAGUCUUACAAUGAUAGACUAGUCAAUGGGAAGUCUGAGUUCUGCCAAAUAACUUUGUUUUGUGUAGUCUCAUAACAUCGUUCUUGUGCAAUAAAGCAACCAAUGUUUGUA